AUGGCGGAUGACGAAUGCGACCCUGACUACAAACACGCCGACUUUGCUUACUACCGCUUUGAGCCUUCAGUUGCAGUCAAUGCACUAUUCCUGGCCCUGUUUGUCCUUUCAACACUACUCCAUGGCCUUCAACUAUGGAAGUCCCGGACAUGGUAUCUCUCUGCUCUAGUGUUGGGCGGCUGCUGUAUGUGCGAGGUUGUCGGAUACGCAGGCAGACUCAUUAACGCGAGGGAGGACCCUGGCUGCUGGAGCCUCGGCCCGUAUGUCAUGCAAAACUUGCUGAUCCUAAUUGCCCCGGCCUUGAUGGCGGCUUCUAUCUACAUGAUAUUGGGCCGAAUCAUUCUACUUACCGACGGCGAGCACCAUGCGCUUAUCAAGCGAAGGUGGCUUACGAAAAUCUUUGUGGCCGGCGAUGUCAUUUCGUUGUUGAUGCAAGGCUCUGGUGGUGGCUUGAUGGCAGGAGGCGAUAACCAUGAGACUGGAGAGAAAGUCAUUAUUGGCGGUCUUUUUGUGCAAUUGGCUGUUUUCGGUUUCUUCAUGGCCGUCGCUGCCAUGUUUCACCUGAGGAUGAGGCGUGCUCCAAGUGUCAGAGCGUUGGACCGUUCAGUGCGCUGGCAGAUGUAUUUAGUGACCCUAUACGUGACUGGCAUUCUGAUAUGGGUGCGUAGUCUCUUUAGGGUCAUCGAAUUCAUCCAGGGAAAUGACGGCGAGUUGAUGAAGAGCGAAGCUUAUGUCUUCAUCUUUGACAGCCUGCUUAUGCUUGCCGCUUUGCUGUGGAUGAACUGGUUCCAUCCUGGUGAGAUCGGUCUGCUCCUUCGCGGUACCCAGCCUGUUAGCAACGGGCUGGUAUUGCUAAAGCAGAGAGGUAAAGCGCGGAGAGAGCUCUCUUCAACUCUAGAGAGCAUUUCAUCCGAUACCGCGAUGGAGGGUGGUCGACCUGCCUAG
Molecule: messenger RNA, 945 nt
Organism: Fusarium vanettenii 77-13-4
Lineage: Eukaryota; Fungi; Ascomycota; Sordariomycetes; Hypocreales; Nectriaceae
Exons: 3
Coding region: 1-945 (314 amino acids)
Cellular component (GO): membrane
Source: RefSeq, a predicted model, not a curated record